AGCGACGGCGGUGGAGGGGCCGACAGAUCUGUGGAACCUGUGCCUUCGGAACGUCGGUGGGAGGUGGCGCGUCGUGGGGUGGGGCGGGCCUGAGAGGGAACGCUCCGGGGCUUGGUGGCCCUUCCGUCCCCUGGCGGUCCCUGCCCCUCUUUCCCCUGGGCCAGCGUCCGGGAUGCAGACAUCAGAUCGGGACCUGAGUGGGCCAGAGGUGAGCCCCAGCGUGAUGCCGGAGGUUCUUGCCGACUGCCCACCUGCCCCCACCAAGUCAACAGCGUUUGACCUUUUCAACCUGGUUCUGUCCUACAAGAGGCUGGAGGUCUACCUGGAACCCCUGAAGGACGCAGGUGAUGGUGUUCGAUACUUGCUAAGGUGGCAAAUGCCUUUGUGUUCCUUGAUGACAUGCCUGGGCCUCAACAUCUUGUUCCUCACUUUGAACGAGGGUGCCUGGUACUCCAUGGGUGCCUUGAUGAUUUCGGUGCCCGCUCUGCUGGGCUACCUUCAGGAGGUUUGCCGGGCACAGCUGCCAGAGUCUGAGCUGUUGCGGAGGAAGUACCACAGCAUAAGGCAGGAAGACCUACAGAGAGUUCGCCUUUCCCGCCCUGAGGCUGUGGCUGAGGUGAAGAGCUUCUUGAUCCAACUGGAAGCCUUCCUGACCCGCCUGUGUGGUACCUGUGAGUCAGCCUACCGUGUACUGCACUGGGAGAACCCCAUGGUGUCCUCACAGUUCUAUGGCGCACUUCUGGGCAUGGUUUGCAUGCUCUACCUGCUGCCUCUCUGCUGGGUCCUUGCCCUUUUAAACAGCACGCUCUUUCUGGGAAACGUGGAGUUCUUCCGAGUGGUGUCUGAGUAUAGGGCUUGUCUGCAGCGGCGGAUGAACCCCAAGCAGGAAGAGUGUGCCUGUGGGAGCUCGUCACUGCAGGACGCUGGGGGAAGGAGUACGCUGCUGGACAGCACACCGGCCCCCACACCCACAGAGGACCUCACGCCAGGCAGUGUGGAAGAAGCUGAGGAGGCUGAGCCAGAUGAAGAGUUCAAAGAUGCAAUUGAGGAGACCCACCUGGUGGUGCUGGAGGAUGAUGAGGGCACCCCGUGCCCAGCAGAGGAUGAGCUGGCCCUACAGGACAAUGGGUUCCUCAGCAAGAAUGAGGUGCUGCGCAGCAAGGUGUCACGGCUCACAGAACGGCUCCGCAAGCGUUAUCCCACCAACAACUUUGGGAACUGUGCAGGCUGCGCUGCCACCUUCUCGGUGCUGAAGAAGAGGCGGAGCUGCAGCAACUGUGGGAACAGCUUCUGCUCUCGGUGCUGCUCCUUCAAGGUGCCCAAGUCCUCCAUGGGGGCCACAGCUCCUGAAGCCCAGAGAGAGACUGUGUUUGUGUGUGCCUCCUGUAAUCAGACCUUGAGCAAGUGAGAAGAGGAGAGGAGAGGAGAGGAGAGGAGAGGAGAGGAGAGGAGAGGAGAGGAGAGGAGAGAAGAGAAGAGAAGAGAAGAGAAGAGAAGCCAGGCUUCCCCUGUCCUGGGGCUAGCAGUAGACCCUACUCUCCCACCCUGCUCCUCUGAGGCGUGUGCUGGGCAAAUGUAGCCUGAUAGCUAGAUCCUUCUUGCCCUUCCCCUGCUGCCUCCAGCUGGGCUGGUGAUGCUUUAAGGCUCCAGGGGAGAGGAACCCUUGGAGCUGUUUGCCCUGCCUUGUGCCCCCCCCCGCCCCUCGUUGACUCAGGGCUAGCCAGGGAAAUGUCUACCAGGAGCAGAAUUGAGCUUAGCCUGCUCCCAUCUGGGCUCUGAUGGUCAAGGCCGAAUUGACUAGGCCUUAGGAUCCAAGAACCUGAAGUGGGAAAAGAGGUUCUUCCCUGUUGAGUACCGGGCAUCUAAGCCCCAGAGAACCUGCAGGAGGACUUGGAACACCAUGGACUUUGCCCUUUAGAUAGCUCCCAGGUACCCAGAGGAGAGUGCAUAUGAGGGCGCUGGUCAUGUCCUUCAGUCCAGUGGAUGGCAGCAUGGGAAGCCCCGCCUACAGACUCUUAUCUCCCACGAUUCUCUGUGUCCUCAGCUCUGCUGGGAUGACUGUGGGACCCUCACAUCCUCCUACUCCUGCCCUGGGUCUAGUGCACCCCACCUCUCCCUAGCCCUUCUCCCGUAGAACAUGAGGCCAGGGGAGUGGAGCAGAGAUUCUGAAAGCCGUGGCCUCUGAGGUCCAGGAAAGUAUAGGACCUGGAUGGGCUGGCUCUCAGAGUCCAGGACUGUUCCUGGAGAACAGUGUCCAUUGUGGGAUAAGGUCACAUGGUCAGUUUUAUGUCCCCUCUGAUCUACCAAGGGGGCCCUGUGCCUCCUAAGCCGUGAGCUGGCUCAGGCCCCCCUCCCUGGAGCUGCCGGUCUUUUCAAAGUAUUUAUUUAUUUAUUUCGUGGUUCCUGGGAGCAUGCAGUGCAGGGGUGAGGUGAAGACGAUGCCGGCUUCUGCCUGAAACCCUUGUGAGAAUCUUCCCUUGGGGCUGCACUGCGGGGCCUCGCGGCUGCCGCAGGGGAGCUGUUCUGUUGCCUGAGCAUGAGCUUGCUGGAAGCUGGGUGUGGGGUGCAUGACUCUGGUCCGAAGCUCUCUGCUAAUCAGGCAUACACAGAGCGGUGAGGGUUUGGCAGUGGGGACCAAGCAGCCGAGGUGUACCCUUAGUCCUGGUGCGAGGACGCUACCUCCAUGCUUAUUUACUUACACUGGAGAGCAGAAAGGAGCUCUGUAUGGAGAAUUGCCAAUAAAGGCCCCAAGCUUAA
This is a messenger RNA of Mesocricetus auratus (golden hamster), 2757 nucleotides long. It is a transcript of the gene Zfyve27, whose product is annotated as zinc finger FYVE-type containing 27. Gene Ontology annotation, cellular component: growth cone membrane; endoplasmic reticulum tubular network. Bases 173 to 1408 code for a protein of 411 amino acids. Gene Ontology annotation, molecular function: metal ion binding. NCBI's taxonomy places the organism in Eukaryota, Metazoa, Chordata, Mammalia, Rodentia, Cricetidae. The record is from RefSeq and is a predicted model, not a curated record. The transcript is spliced from 13 exons. Gene Ontology annotation, biological process: endoplasmic reticulum tubular network formation; protein localization to plasma membrane; neuron projection development.